AUGUCUGCUGCUACUGCUUCUGCUGCUUCUGGUGCUGGUGCUCCUAGACGUUUUGUCAAACGUCCCGACGAUAAGGCUUUCAAAGAACAAAUUGAAACUUUAAAGAAGGGAAUUAAGGAAUUAGAUAUUUCUUAUCAACAAAUUCAUGAAAAAAUCAACAAAACCACUUCUGACCCAAAGUUGUUAGCCCGUAGAAAACAAUUACAAGCUGAAUUGAAAGAGUUAGUCGGUAAACAAGGAAAUAUUAAACAAGAACGUUUAGGUAUUCAAGAACAAAUUAAACAAGUUGAUAAUGUUUUAAAACGUAAAAUCACUGAGCUUAAUCAACAAACUGCUAAAAACAAUUUCAAAUCAGUUGGAGAAAUUGACGCUAGAAUCAAUUCAUUGGAUAAAUUAGUUGACCAAGGUGAUUUAAAAUUAGCUGAUGAAAGAAGAUUCAUUAAAGAAAUGUCUCAAUUGAGAAAAUUGAAGAAAGAUUUCGGAUCAAUUGAAAAACAACAAGAAUCCAUUGAUAAGGAUAAAGCUAAGAUUGCUGAAUUGAAAACUAAAUUGAAUUCUAUUCAAAAUAAAGAAAUUCAAUCUAGAUUUGAACAAGUUUCAAAAGAAUUAGAUGAGUUAAACCAAUCUAAUUCUUCAAUCACUUCUAAAAGAGAUGAAUUAUUUUCUAAAAGAAAUUCAAUCAAAAAGGAAAAAGAUGCUAAAUACGAUGCUAUUAGAAAAUUAAGAUCCGAAUUUGAUGCUGAAUUUGAAGUUUUCAAAACUAAAUUAGCUGAAGAAAAGAAAAAGAGAGAAGAGGAAACUAAACAACAAAGAAUUUUAGAAAAACAACAAAAGAGAAAAGAAUUAGCCAGUAAACAAUUGGCUGACGCUUCUAUUCCUGCUUUCACUGAAGAAAUUAACCAAAUUCAUCUUUUAUUAUCUUAUUUCGAUCCUUCUUACGUUAAACCAGCUCCUAAAAAAACUAAUGGUUUACCAGUGGCAAACGCUUCGUCCACCAACAACAACAAUAUCAGAAAAGUUGAAAUGCCUUCUGAUGCAGUUAUUAUUAAAAAGGAACAACCUUCUUUCUUUGAAGGUAAAGGUAAAAAGAAGGGUAAAAAAUCUCAUUCUAGUAAAUCAAAAGCUUUCACCGUUGAUCCUGAUGUGAUUGUUACUUUAACCGACUUAUCUAUUCCUUUACCAACCAAAGCUGAAGACGUUCCUACUACUAUCACUGUCUUAAAAGAAACUUUGAAAUCUUUGGAAGAUAAACAAGAUGAACAAACUAAAACUAAUAUCGAAAAGGCUAAAGCUAAAAUUGCCCAAUUAGAAAAAGAAGAUGAAGAAAAUGAUGACCAAGAUGAUGAAAACUAA
Molecule: messenger RNA, 1353 nt
Organism: Hyphopichia burtonii NRRL Y-1933
Lineage: Eukaryota; Fungi; Ascomycota; Pichiomycetes; Serinales; Debaryomycetaceae
Gene: BFR1
Product: Bfr1p
Exons: 1
Coding region: 1-1353 (450 amino acids)
Biological process (GO): intracellular mRNA localization
Cellular component (GO): endoplasmic reticulum; nuclear outer membrane-endoplasmic reticulum membrane network; ribonucleoprotein complex
Molecular function (GO): mRNA binding
Source: RefSeq, a predicted model, not a curated record